Xyrauchen texanus (razorback sucker) is the source of this 3019-nucleotide messenger RNA. Its product is annotated as regulator of G-protein signaling 14-like. NCBI's taxonomy places the organism in Eukaryota, Metazoa, Chordata, Actinopteri, Cypriniformes, Catostomidae. Bases 7 to 1905 code for a protein of 632 amino acids. Gene Ontology annotation, biological process: signal transduction. The record is from RefSeq and is a predicted model, not a curated record. Gene Ontology annotation, molecular function: GTPase activator activity. The transcript has 15 exons.
CCAUCAAUGCCUCAACAGAAUAAGGCGGAACAUUUUGAACAUCUAUUGUGUAAUAACUGUGAUGAUAUUUUUACUUCGGAUAUUUGUGUGUGGGGAAUGAAUCAGAGGACCUUGAGUUUCCAAGAAAUUACUAGAGGGUUCUCAAACCUUGCUCGACGCAACUCUUUACGAAGAACUCUUGGGAGAAACAACACCCUGUCAGACAGUCAACCACACAUCCUCAAUAAGACACUGGCUGUUUCAGAUGGCGAAUUGAAUGUGCUGGAGAUCGAUGAGCGUACAGCUACACAGUACUCCAGCAGUAACUCCAGCCUGCCCACUGUACCUAGCGAGGGGGCGAGAGGGGUGGGUCAGGUGGCCAGCUGGGCCGUCAGCUUUGAGAGACUACUGGAAGAUCCUACAGGCGUGCACUAUUUCACAGCGUUUCUGAAAUCUGAGGUCAGUGCUGAGAACAUCUUAUUCUGGCUGGCAUGUGAAAAGUUUCGCAAGAUACCUGCCAGUCAAACUGAGCAGUUGAAGAGAGAGGCUCUAUCAAUUUACAACAGCUUCCUGUCCAGCAACGCGACAAGUCCCAUCAAUAUAGAUGACAGGGUACGAGUGGAGGAAAAAGACAUACAAAACCCCCAUUCUGACAUUUUUCAAAAGGCCCAGCAACAGAUCUUCAAGCUGAUGAAGUUUGACAGCUAUACUCGCUUUGUGCGCUCUCAGCUCUAUCAGAGCUGCAUGCUGGCUAAUGUGGAGGGCAGGCCUCUGCCCGGGCUGGACUCUCGUGGAAAACCCAUCACUUCAACAAAACACACCAGCAGUACUUCACCCAGAGAGCAAGCCAAGACUGACAACAGAAAUAAGGAGUUAAAGGUCAAGUCAGGAACAGCGGAGUCUGAUGAUGGGGUAGAGAGGAGAAAGAUCAGUCUGCAAGGCUUGACUGGAAAGGACAAGCGGAAAGAAAAGAGAAGCUCCUGGGGAGAAUCCCCAAAUGCCUUCAAGUGUGGAUUGAAGAGUUUAGAGGUUGAGAAAUUAGUAGCACACUCUGCAGAAGGAAAGACUGAUAAGUACUGCUGUGUCUUCCUGCCUGAUGGCACAGCCUCUCUGACCCCGGCCCGACCUGGCCUCACUGUCCGCAGCAUGCUCACCGGCUUGUGUGAGAAAAGAGGCCUUCCUUUGAAAGACAUUAUCAUCUAUCUGCAAGGCAAAGACAAGAAACCCCUGUCUUUGGACCAGGACAGCUCUUUGCUUAAGGACCAGCAGGUGUUUUUAGAACUGAGGGUUACUUUUGCAGUGAAGGUAGCAUUUGCAGGGAAGACAGUGGCUGUUGUGGUGAAGUCCAAUAAGACCCUGCAGGACGCACUUGCAACAAUGCUUCAAAAAUACCGCCUCAGGCCACAGGACGCCACUGUCACUAUGAGUGGAAGUGGACAGAUCAUAAAUAUGAACACAGCAGUCACCUCUCUGGCCAAUAAGACACUAAUUCUUGAUAGAGGUGUUGAUCAUCAGGCCAGCAGCUCAAAGGGCACCUUCUCACCUUCUUCAUUACAAGAUCGAAGAGGUGCUGUGGAUGCAAACAUGUUCCCUCCAGGAGUAUCCAGAUCAACUGCAAGACAGAGGAACCCUGGAUUGAGGAGAACAUAUGACAUGGAGGGUUUGGUGGAGUUGUUAAACCGAGCCCAGUGUUGCAGUGCUGAUGAUCAGAGAGGUCUCCUGAAGAAAGAACAUUUGAUGAUACCUCAGUUUCUCCAGUUAGGAGAUGAAGUGGAAGAAACAGAGACAAGCAGAUCACUGGAGUCCUGCUCCAGCAUGGGGUCUUUCGAAGCGAGUUCUCCUGCUGCUUCAAUACAAGCAGACCCAUUAGAGGAGAGACUGUCUGAAAGUGGGAGCUCUAAUCCAGCUCGAGAAACUGUGGUGUGAGCUAUAGUUGAAUGGUCGUGUUGCAUCCUUUGCUUCAAUGAUAAGUCACACAACAUAAUACAGGAUGUUUGAGUAAUGUGAAUGUGUGAUGAUCUUUAAAGUCCACAUGAAACCAAAAUUGACCCUAUUCACUUACUUAAUACACAGUCCUGGUCUUAUUGUGCAUAAUUCAUUGGUGCAUGUUAUUCAAAAGAGAAAACAUUUUGUCUUCACAUUCUUUCAUCUUUCGCCCCUAAAAUGGCAUUUUGGUAUAAAACCACUUUUCAUGAUGCAAUCAAUUCCGAAUGGUCUUCAUUUAGACUUUAAUUAUGGACACUUGUCGUUGGGACUUUUUUGAUAACAGGAAAUGCUAUGAAAUAUUGUUUACAGUAGAUGUGAUUCUGCACAAUGUUAAUGCCCAGCUGCUUGUAUUUAUUUCAAAUUGAUUGACCUAACAACAAUACAGUUUGUUUUCAUGAAGACAUGGCUUGCAUUGUACUUGCUUUAAAGGUUUCAUUUGAGUUUGUUGAAACCUAAACAAGUUCAAGGUUGACAAAUGGUCUAAAUCAGUGGUAAAAAAAAGUCGUUCCAGGUCUGUUCUUAUAGGGUUAUGGACAGCAAAGACAAAAACAAUGCUAAGUGCAAGAAAUAAAAUGCAACUUAACAUAUAAGUAAGGGAUAACCCAUGGCUAGUUGUGUGUUAAAUAAUUUUAAUGCAUGAUGUGGAGGCAAAGAACCUCCUGGCACGAAGCGUGUGUGUUAAUCGUUUAACGCACACAUAGCCGUGGAUAAUCCCACUUUUACCAUGGUCUCUUGCCAGCAUCGAGUAGUUAUAGCGGUUAUUGAUUUUCACAGCACAAAUUUUGACUUGUUGAAUAAAAAUAAUAGUUAUUAAAUUUAGAGUUGUUCCUGUUCUAAAUCAGUCACAGAGGUAAAGUAGUGUGAUAAUAUUACAUUUAUUUGAAUUAAUACUUUCCUUACAAGUGCUUUUGGAGAGUAAUACGGGGCAGAUGAACACUGUUGUCUUUUCCGUGUUUCCUGUAGUGCUUCACAUUUGAUAUAAAGAUGGAACUGCAUGACUUGAUGAUGUUGUUUUGGUAUGUGACUGUGUGAUGUAAUCCCAGCUAUGAGACUA